AUGGCGGCGCCCACUAUAUAUAAUGACGUUGCGGACGAUCUCAACAUAGGAGGUCAGCUUUUUGCAGGCAAGAAGUUCUUCGUCGUGCAACGCGUCCCUUCGCGUCACCGAUUGCUGGACGACAUCAAGGCGAAUGGCGGCGAGAUUGUUACGCUGGAGAAGAAUGCGGAUUAUAUCAUCGCAGACCAUCUUCUCCCCAAGUUCUGCCCGGCUGGCGCUAUUUCGUACGAAUUCGUGGACAAGUCGAUCCAGGAUGGAGUGCUUCGCGAUCCGGAAGACCAUCCAGCUGGACCACGACUGGGCGAAGCGCGUGAGCCUGGGGCCAUCAACUGGCUUGCCAAGGCUGGCAGGAAAGCAUACACGGCGGAAGACGAUCGCAUGCUGUACAAAUGGGUACGUGACUGUGAAGCUAAUGGCCAAUUGUCCUCCGGGAACGAAAUCUACAAGCGCCUGGAAGCAGAGUCAUGGCGCGACCGAUACAUUAAGAGACUCAAGAAUAGGCCUCCGUCUGCAUUCAAUGGUUUCGACAACACACCACCGUCGCCGCGCUCAGAUCCGUCAAACCAGCAUGCACCUCCUGAAGCUUCUUCCUCGAGGCCUACACAGCAACCCGCACAUGAUGGUAUAGUUGGAAAGGCCAGGACCAAGGAUGAGUACAGCCUUGAGGAUCUCGCUAGACUCUUCAGCACUGUGGAUUGGGAGGAAUUAUAUGCCUUUGUGGACCUCAUCGAGAGUACAUCCAUUGAUAAACGUUCCGGAGCUUGGACUGCCUGGGCUGCUUCGCAAGACAAACAGACAGUAGAGCAGUGGCUCCAAUACUACGAGAAAGUGGUCCGCCCGCAAUGGGAGCGCGAUCCUGAGUGGAAGAGACAGCAAAUCAAGAAAAAGGUCGAGGAAAAGUACAAGCAGGAUGACAGUCAAAGCGAGGAUGCAAGCCAACAACAGCGAGAGUCCCAGACAAUCAAAGGGGAAGCGACCACAGCACAGGAACAGCCGCCCCGUGCUGCUGACCGCGUAUCAUCAAACGCAAAAAGUACAUCUGAAGAACCACUGCAGGACGUACAAAAGUCAGCAAAUGCGGAGGUUGGCAAGUCUGAACAAGUUCUUCUUACCAAGCAGAGCCACUCUACAGCAGCUGCUUACAUUUAUUAUGUUCGAGCAAUGGAAUCAUCAGUCCGGACUGCACAACCGGAUCUAGAUCAUACUGAACUGCAUAGAGUGCUCAUGAGGCAGUGGACGUCACUCUCAGACGAAGAAAAGGCGCCAUACAUCGCUAUGGACGAAAGAGCCAAGACACAUAGAGCGAAGGAGAUUGCCAAAUUUGCCAAGACACCCUCGGAAAUCAAACUAAUGUCUUCGUCAACCACUCGUCACGAGUCUCCGAUAGUCUUAAAGCAGACGUACGAGACAGCUAUGAAGCGUGUGCGUAGUCAUGGUGCCAUCGAAGAACAUAAAAAUGAGACUGAAGAAAUCGUGCGUCCUAGUAAACGACGAAGGAGUGAUGGCGCAAUCCUUAAUGUGGGCCAGAAGGCGGCUCUUUCAGGUACACCAGAGCAGCCGCUAGAACUAUCCUCGCAGUACUCAGAGACGUCUGAUUCAAGAAACACAGAAGACAGAAUCGAGGAACAAAUUGUAUCUGAUAUGGCCUAUGCGCAAGAUUCUGGGUCACCUUUCAAAAACGAGGACCUACACGACCCAGACAUUGCGACUGAAAGCAUCGAGUCGGAUGAGUCCAUCAACAUAGAUGACCAGACUCUCCUUCCAGACGAUACGGAAGAAGACACUCCCGUGAACUCGCCCACUCCUCGCGCCUCCCGCUACCAGAAAAGCCUUUACGACACGCAAACCAUACUCUCCUCCCCUACCCGAGAUGUCUCCACCCAAGACCCUCUGCCUCAAGAGCCAAUCCGCAAAAACAAGAUUGAGGCCGAAGCCGAUCCCCGCUCCAGUUCCCCACUCGCCCAUCACAUCUCUGACGUCUCAACACCCCCCUCGAUACAAGAAUUCCGCCGCUCCCUCAACAAUGAAGAUCAUACCCAUCUCUUCUACCCCGAAACCCGUCCAUCCACCUCCCCAGCCCCAUCAUCCACCUCCUCCACCGGCUCUGGCGAUCCUGAUCCCCCCCUCACCGCCGCAGAACUCGACCUCUUCUUUCAAGAACAAUACGAAGAAGGUUUCGGCAACGAUUUCAUCACUACAGCGCUCAAACGCACCCGUAUGCGUCCUAUGUUGGCAAUUGAGGUAUUGGAGGCGUGGGCGCAGGGUAAGCCGUUGCCUGAUAAGAGAGGGAUAUGGACGGCGAGCGAUGACGAGGAUGUGGAGAGUGGGGAUGGGGUCGCGCUUGAUCGGUUAGCGAGGAAGCAUAGUGUUGAUGGGUGGGGUGGGAUUACGGAACGCAUGGUGUUUUUGGAGGGAUAUAGGAGUCGGUAG
This is a messenger RNA of Plenodomus lingam JN3, 2430 nucleotides long. NCBI's taxonomy places the organism in Eukaryota, Fungi, Ascomycota, Dothideomycetes, Pleosporales, Leptosphaeriaceae. The record is from RefSeq and is a predicted model, not a curated record.